CUUUUAUCCUGUCGCCUCCUGCCUGCCACCUUCAGCUAAACCAGAAUGAGACCGAGACAGGUACCUACAGAAAAAAAAGAGGAGGAGAGCGAUCAGGGAAAAAGAGGAGCUCUCCCAGUUAUUGUAAUAUGCAGCACCCCAUCCCCAAGUCUCCUUUCGGACAGUUGCUUUCGUUUGUCAAUUCUUCUUGUCUUGUUGAAUGGUGCGCGCGUUGCUUGGAUGGGAAUCCCUAGUCUGACUUGACCAACCCACAUACGUUGGCACGAGCAAAGGGUCAUCUCAUCGACCAAAACGCGCCAGUCGGUCGAUAUCAUGCUAAAGCAGCAUUUCCCCGGCAGCCGCACGUCCAAGUCGAUAUACCCUCCUCGCCGCUAAUAAGGUCGACUCCCAUACUUUGACCACCAAGCCCUUUAACUCUUCUUUGACUAUCUUUAAUCCCGUUUGGACUUUAUGCUCCUACACGUCGCUCUCUUUUAGACCCAGUCGCACGCUCCCUACAGAAUAUUUCCAUUUUCUUCUUCUUUUGUUUCUUUUCCCGUUGUUCAUCUUUGCGCCUCAUUUUUUCUUAUCCUUGAUUGCCACAAGAAACGUCACGACAACGCACCCUGGAUUUAGUGUGUGGAAAUUGGCUGUACUGUACUAUCGAUCUCUGGCGCCCACACGAACGAAUAGCGAGAAACGAUUUCUACGAUCGCCGAAUACCAUCACCUGGCAAUUAUCCCCGCAAAAGCGCGGGUCAGCAACUGUUUUGUUUCUUUUCUGCGGUUGAAAUACGGCUUCAUAAAGACGAGAUUACGAACGAUAGCACGCAGCGAAAAGAGACGCCUUUUUUUUUUUUUUUUUUUUGUUCUCCCAGGACGGCAGUUGCCCUGGAUUAUUCUUAAUGACAACGACGACCAACGAAACUCAAAACGGCCUUUCUGCGAUACGAACAGCUACCUGUACGACGGAAAGCAGCAGUCCCUAGCAACAGGACAGCCUUAACGACGCAUCAUCGCCAUUUAUCAUCUAUUUGUUUUCGCAUCAGAGAAAGGCACUGGCGAUUCGGGACUGACCGAUUUGGACUUCAUUGGACCGUGCUAGCUGGCAAGUCUAGAACUUAGUCAGAGCUGGCGGAGCACCGGGAAAUUCUUUGUCUUGCUGUGGGCUAGGCUUAUCAAAUCGAAUCGAAAUCGAAUCGACGGCGAACAUGGCUACAGUCUAAGCCUGUCAUCAUACUCAUUUUCGUCCUGACCGCGCAAAGACCUCAAAUCACGGGACCGCACUGCACGUGCCUGGUCCCGGCCGAGAGGUUCAACGGAAAUGUCGGGGCCACCACCGCCACCAAAGGAGCACACCUCGCGGCGAACGUCUACCACCAGCAGCAACUCUCAAUCAAACAGCAGCAGCCAUGGCAUUCGUAUCGUCCCCUAUACGCCACCAAAGAUUGUUCCUGGUCAAUCUGAAGGUUGGGGGGCAGGAAGGCGACGCACGUCGAGCCAAUCGUCGAUCGCAUCAUCCUCGCAGCAUCAACAACAACAGCACCAGCUCCAGCACCAGCAGUUGUUCAACGAACGCCCGCAAUCUCUAUUGCUGCAGCGGGCGCAGGCACAGCCACAGCCACGCUACAGCUACCCACAAGUGCAAAAACCCGAACCCGCUUAUUAUCAAGGCUCUGGGGAUGAAGGCGGGCGCAGCCAAGGAAACCCAGCAAAGCUCGUCUCGGCUAAUCGAUUGGCCGAUACCAAAGGGGGUCUGGUUUCAGGCACGAAACCAGCCGCACCACCAAGCGAACCAGCAACCCCUCCACCAGCCCCUGGCACAGGGCCACCAUUGCUUGGCCCCCGCGGCUCCAAUUUCAUUGCCCUUAAUGCGCAAUUACACGAACCGCAACCACCAGCGCGCCAAUCCUCAAAGCGUCACCUGUCAGUGCCUGCCUCAUCAAACUCGGUAGCAUCUAGCAGCAGUGAUGGCGCGACCGGUUCCUCACGCCCAAAGUCGCGGCGCCGCAACUUUGUCGCCAUUCAUUCCGACAAGACAUUUACCCUAGUGCCCCUCGCCAAGACAGGCUUCUUUGACAGCCAGACCAACAGCACCACCAGCGGGCGCACCAGCGUCGGGAGCCAUGGCCUGUCUUCGGACCCAGGGAGUCUCGGCAGCCGCAGCACUGUAACAUCCCCACCGCUGUCCAUGUCAACCGUCAGGUCCUCCGGCUCGCAUGAAGGCCUGUCAGACGCUUUUUUCUCAGACGCUUUCAGUGACGAUCGUCCUAAUUCGCCAGCCAGUACUGCGGACACUAUCCCUGAGCGGACCCAUGACGCGAGCCCACCUUCACCCCCUGCCACUGCUGUUGCCCAAUUAGAUGAUGAUCUUAUUGGCCCGCAAUCUUCUUCACCCUGGAAUUAUCGGAUGGUCGGCGGCUUGAGGAAAGUUCCCAGCACGCCUCACCCUACUCGCUUUCAACCAUCUGAUGAUCGAGACUCGAGUUUAUCGCCGCUACUCGAAGCAUCUUCGACCCCAACCUCCGACCCCGAGAAGCAGGACGCUCCUCCAGUACGCUCCCUAAUAACCAAAGAAUCUUUUGCAUCGGUCCAGACCACUUCUACCUUCUCCGACUCCGCCAACUACAAGGUCUAUUCUCAGAGCUCUCCGCUACGGAACUCGACAGAGACAUUGCCGCCGCCGUCCCCCGGUAGCCCUAACGUGCAGCUACUCGGCCAAUCAUCGCCCGUCAGCCCCUACGACAGCAGUCCUGUUCGCCCCCACGGCAGCUCAGGGAGUGAAGACAACUACGUGGUCCACGGCGAACCAUCACCAUCGCCCGCUGGGCCCCUCGUCGGGAGACCUCGACCCAAGUUCUCUCAAGAGAGCCUAGUUGUACCGCCCCUCCACCCGACGCGCAAAAAGUCCCAAGAAAAGUUUGGAUACUACAAGCAGCGCUCGAGGGAAAACCUGCGUCGAGAUCGACCGUCUUCUUCAAGGUCGACGCAGUCAAUCUCGUCCGUCAUCGCUUCGGACACUGCACGGACCCUUUUCGCCGGCGCAGCCUCCAUACUCAAGUCUCAUAGCGCUACCACAGGAGAAAAGUCAAGCAGUGCGUCGCGACUGCAACCAGAUUCAUGGGCGGUCUCACCACCAAGUCAUUCGGGCUUCGGCAAAACGACACAAUCCUUGACCGUCCCCAUGAUAGAACCACAUCCACAUCAAUGGAGCUCCCAGCUGUCCACGGUUAUGUCGGAGGACGAGGAGGGGAGCAGUCAAGGAGGCUCGAGGUCACUAUCCAGAUCGACACUGAGGCGCGGAGGUAGCAUAAGUGGCAGUGGUACCGGCAGUGGUAAUGCCAGCAGUGAUGAGCGGAGGAACAGUACAGGAUGGGCUAGCAGCACACACAGUCGACAGCUACUGAGCAUAUCUUCUUCGCUCGCUGCACAACUCGAGGAAAGCCGCUCACAGACGGAUUCCUUGGAGCGACCAGCAGCGGCGUAUGGACGUGGCAAUGGGUACUACGGUGAUCGAACCGUCCGAGAGCUGGACGAAGACGGCGAGGGCAUCACAGAUUUGCGCCAAUUAUCCAACCGCCCUUCGCGGUCUGGCCUGUCUGGCUUCUUCAGCAGUAGCGACUCUUCCCGAAACCUACAUUCCUCUGCAAGCUCUCGGAGCUUCAACUCGUCUUCGGUUCCAGGAUGGGCUAGAGUCUAUUACGGGUCAGGCGAACGCAAACAGCUCAGUGCGCCAUCAAUAUCUGAAAUGUCUGAAGGAAGCCGACCCAACUCUGCCAUGCGCGCUGAUCCUGGAAGCCCGAACACCGACCACUUCCCGUUGAACCUAUGGAGCCCCCGGAAGCGAGUCAACGAGGUACAGCCCGGCAGCGCUGAGCAGCGACCGUUUUCAGAUACUGGAAGCAUGGAGAUCGAAAACGCGCCCCCCAUGGAUGACUGGCGCAUCCGCCCUGGGUUGCGCAAAAUGACGAGCAGCAUAUGGUCACCUCACUUGCGAUACGACAGACGCGCCAGCAGGUUCAACGCGUGGGACCCACCUAGUAUCAGCUGGAGCGCAGACAGCCAUGUUCUGGGUAGGAGGAAUGCACAGGUUGCCCUGUUUGUUCUGGGAUUCAUCUUUCCAUUUGCGUGGAUGAUCGCGGCAUUGCUCCCAUUGCCCGCCGAGCCCCAGCUACAGAUGUUGGAAGGCGACAACAGCCAAAGCGAACUUGGAAUCCCAGACUCCCUCCGCCGCCGAGUAACCCCCGCCGACGAUAUCCGAUACCAGAGUGCCAAAUGGUGGCGCACGCUCAACAGAUGUAUGUCAGCCGUUGGGUUGAUCAUAAUUGGCGUCGUCAUUGGUCUGGUAGUCGUUGGUAUUCGGCAGGGAUGGUACCAACGCCCCUGAGUGUGACGCCUACAACGCUAAGCUAAGCUUUCGCCUACAAACACCGGCGAGCCGACGCACCGACGCUAUUGAUUGCUAUAUUUAUAACUUCUACUACUUUUUCAUUGGGUCAUAUUUACUACUUCUUUCUUAAUGACUAUUGCACGCAACGAUAUGCAGCGGCUUAUUACGACCCCGUCGAUCACACCUCGGCGUCUCUCCUACCGUCACCUACCUACCACGACACGAACGUCUUUCAUAAAGCUCUCGAUAGACUUCUCUUUACCCCAUCUCCUUCACUUAGAAUACCCUUUUUACCACCAAUCAAUCCGAUCCUUGUCGUUGUCAAUGACCGACGUCGGACUUUUACCUUCAAACCCUCCUGUAUCAUUAUACACAGCAUUAUCUAUCUGAUUCACUGGACUGCUAGAGACCGGGCGGAAAACCAUGUACAAACAAACAUUAUCGGAGUUUUCUACUUUUGAUACCCCUGGUCAAUUUUUUAAACUUUUUGUUCUUUCUUUGGGAAUGCUGGCAAGAAGGGAUUGGAACUUGUUGGAUACGGCACUGUUUGAUCAUCGUCCCGUCAUAAUGGAGGCCGAGUCGGAUCUAAUCCGAAGGACAAGCGCACCACAAGCAUGCUUUUGGACAAGGGUCAAAAGCGUUUGUGUCGCAAGCAUGCAAAAACCGACUUUUGGCCCGAUUAUAGUAACUCUUUGUCAGUUACCAAUCCUUCACAAUCCCCAUAUAUGUCUCAUAAUUCCUUUUUUCUUCUUUUUUCGGUUUUGGUUACACUCGCUCCUAAAUGGGAUAGGGUAUGCGAUUUUUGUGACAAAUCGACAGGCGACAAAAGGACAAAAAUUAGCUUAAUUUCUUACAUACCCUUGGAGGUAGUAGAUUUACUUUAGUCUGAGGUGGGCUAGGACCAGCUGACUCUCUGCUUUUUUUUUUUUUGGUAUUUUUCUUGGAUUUUGCUGGUCCUUCACCCAUUUUCUCAGUUUAAAUGUCUAAUGAAUCAUUCAACCCAUAAUCUGAGACGACCCUGCAUCCUGGACAGUUUGACUG
Pyricularia oryzae 70-15 is the source of this 5409-nucleotide messenger RNA. RefSeq lists its product as uncharacterized. The transcript has a single exon. The coding region runs from base 1303 to 4365 and encodes 1020 amino acids. NCBI's taxonomy places the organism in Eukaryota, Fungi, Ascomycota, Sordariomycetes, Magnaporthales, Pyriculariaceae. The record is from RefSeq and is a predicted model, not a curated record.